Amblyraja radiata (thorny skate) is the source of this 855-nucleotide messenger RNA. Its product is annotated as protein lifeguard 3. NCBI's taxonomy places the organism in Eukaryota, Metazoa, Chordata, Chondrichthyes, Rajiformes, Rajidae. The annotation marks the transcript as partial. The transcript has 10 exons. Gene Ontology annotation, cellular component: endoplasmic reticulum; membrane; Golgi apparatus. The record is from RefSeq and is a predicted model, not a curated record. Gene Ontology annotation, biological process: negative regulation of apoptotic signaling pathway.
CUCCCCCAUGUUGCAGGUCCGUACGGAAGCUCCACGACAAACCCGGAGGCAGGAAACGAGGGAUUCACGGCCAGCUCCUGGGACGACUGUAAGGUCCGGCACGCCUUCAUCAGGAAGGUGUACAUGAUCCUCACAGUCCAGCUGUUUGUGACGUUCGGGAUUGUCAGCAUCUUUACCUUCAGUGAACCCGUGCAGAAGUUUGUACAAGAGAAUUCAGCGGUCUACUGGGCGGCCUAUGGUGUGUUCUUUGUGAUCUACCUUGUGCUGGUGUGCUGCGAGGGCCCCAGGAGGAAGUUUCCGUGGAAUGUCAUCCUGCUGGCCGUCUUUACCCUGGCCAUGUCCUACUUGACCGGGACUAUUGCAAGCUUCUACAGCACCAAGUCGGUGUUUCUGUGCAUCGGGAUCACGGCCCUCGUCUGUCUCGGGGUCACCAUCUUCUGCUUCCAGACCAAGGUGGACUUCACCUCGUGCCGCGGACUGUUCUGCGCGCUCGGCAUCGGCCUCUUUGUGUCCGGCAUCGUGGUCACCAUCACCCUCUCCUUCAAAUACAUUCCUUGGCUCCACAUGCUCUACUCUGCCAUCGCUGCCAUUGUAUUCACCCUGUUCCUGGCGUACGACACUCAGCUGGUCCUGGGGAACAGGAAGCACUCGAUCAGCCCGGAGGAGUAUGUGUACGGGGCCCUCAGGCUCUACACCGACAUCACCCAAAUCUUCAUCAAUCUUCUCCAGCUGUUUGGCUCCAGAUAAUGGCGGAUGAUGCACCUUGACCCCAUCGCCUUGAGUGGCCUCUACCCUCCUCUCCCCUCCACCCCCCUUCCCACCUCUCCCCUCCCUUUCCCUCCCCUCCCCUCCAUU